Salvelinus fontinalis (brook trout) is the source of this 1309-nucleotide messenger RNA. RefSeq names its product latexin-like. The transcript is spliced from 6 exons. Gene Ontology annotation, molecular function: metalloendopeptidase inhibitor activity. Bases 277 to 969 code for a protein of 230 amino acids. The record is from RefSeq and is a predicted model, not a curated record. NCBI's taxonomy places the organism in Eukaryota, Metazoa, Chordata, Actinopteri, Salmoniformes, Salmonidae.
GCCUCAACGGGCAGGGAGUUAUAGCCUUUCCAGGCACACUUUCUUCCUCUCUGACACUUCUACCCUCCCCUUACUCACUAUAUUCCUCUGUAUUCUCCCUCUUUCUCCUCAUCUAGAACUAGGGCAGGACACGACUUCCUGCACCAGCACACACAGAGGUCAAAGUCCCAUCAGCAGCAGACUGACUCUCCCUACCAGUCCUCACCACCCUCUUUUGCUCUCAUUCCCCUUCUCUCCGGUGUGGAUUAGGGGGAAAGCCAGGUGGUGGAUGAAGUGAUGACGACUGGCGUGCUGAACCCGAGUCACUACCCUGCCCGCCGAGCAGCCACGGUGGUCCAACACUACCUGAACACCCGCUACGGCUCACCCUACAGGUGGAUCUUUCUCAGCACAGUACACAGCGGCAGCGCAGAGGAUGUGGCGGAGAUGGGGAGGAAGUAUCAACUGGAGCUUACCAUGCAGGAGAUAAUCAGUAACGUCUCGGGACGGUGCUCUGCGGAGCUCCUCUUUCCAGGGGGAGAGGGGCAGAGUGCUCCCCAGGUCCAGGCCUCCUGUGAGGGACUGCAUCAAAGCAACACCACGGCUCAGGAAGAGGCCUUCUACCAGCAACACAGAGCCAGCAAUAACCUAGCGUCAGGAAACGAUAUACCAGACAGCUACGGUCACAUGGAGCCCAGUGUGAAGCCCUUCUGGCAACUGGGGGGCGUGGCCUCCAGUUUCAUCAUGCUGAGGGAGUCCAAUGAGAGCACACUUUACAACAUGGCCCAGGUGGCCAACUUCACACAGCUGGAGACUGAGAAGGACCAGCUGAGGUUCAACUACCAUGUCCUGCUGCAUGAAAUGAUUUCCCAGGAGAUCAUCCACUGGAAGCUGCUAGUCACCUGGUCCCCAGCACAGGGAGUUCAAGUCCUGCAGACUGAGCUGCAGCCAAAGUGCCGCUGUGAGGCUCCUCCAAACACCACCAACUGAGAUGCACGGAGAAACACUCCAGAGCCUUACAAGUACUGCAGAGAAUACAACACGUCUCUUAGGACUUGAAUGAAGGGUAAAGCCACGUUCUACCUGCUUUGAAAAGCUGAGCUUUACUCUUCACACUUGGCUUUAGUAAUUAUGUUUCCCUUCACCACUAUUGCUUUAGAGGAGAGGAGAGGGCACACGUCCAUGGCCUUACUGCAGCUAUGCGAAUGCACUGCUUUUACUGUGUCAGCAUGUGAGACUCUUGGUAAGCUAUAACAAUGUGUUUCAACUUUUUGUUAAUGUACUCUAUUGAUGAAGCGAUGCGGGCCAAUAAAGCCGUCACGGUACAGAA